AUGACUGGUUUCAUUGAUAUAUUUAUAUUGUUGUCUUUUCGACUACCGGAGAAUCUUGAAGAGGAUGAGUCUAUAGUAACAUGUGACGUUGCCACGCAGACGCUUCCUGCCAACGAAGCACAAGAGGAAGUCAGCGCUGAAGCAAAGCCACUUGAUCAGAUCUCACGAGAAUGGAGUGAAGGCAAAACAAUCUCGGCUUCAGACGCUCUGCGUCUUGUCAAACGUGGUAUUGUUAAAUGUCGCGAAUUAGAAUCACAUCUUGAUGCGGAGACAGCUAUAUCUGUUAGGCGAACGUUCGUAGCUCCCGAUGUGUUGAAACAGUUGCCGUAUCAAAAUUAUGAUUACAAAUAUGUGACAAACUCUUGCUGUGAGAAUGUGAUUGGCUACAUACCCAUUCCCGUUGGUGUGGCUGGCCCAUUGCGUUUAAAUGGGAGAGAUUUCUACGUUCCAAUGGCCACAACAGAGGGAGCCUUGGUUGCUAGCACUAAUAGAGGUUGCAGUGCUGUAACGCGCAGUGGUGGUGUGACAGCAAACGUUUUUGAUGAGGGAAUGACUCGUGCUCCUGUCGUAAAAUUUCCAACUGCGCAAGAAGCUGUAUGGUUUGACAGCUCCGAGAAUUUUGCUUUGGUUAAAUCUGAGUUCGAGUCCACUAGUAGGUUGGUCCACGAAAACAUCGUUUUUUGUAGAUUUGCUCGGCUGCGGCAGGUUGAGGUUGCUAUAGAUGGUAACUUGGCAUUCAUUCGAUUCGUAGCUGUCACAGGUGAUGCAAUGGGAAUGAAUAUGGUCUCUAAGGGUUGCUCUUUGGCCAUGCAUCUUUUGAAGCAGAAAUUCCCCACGAUGCAACUUCUUGCUCUCAGCGGCAAUUAUUGUGUUGAUAAGAAGGCUGCAGCCAUUAAUUGGAUCAAAGGACGCGGACGUUCCGUGGUUGCAGAUUGCACUAUUCCAGCAAAUAUA
This is a messenger RNA of Strongylus vulgaris, 954 nucleotides long. The record is from the annotation of a GenBank genome assembly. NCBI's taxonomy places the organism in Eukaryota, Metazoa, Nematoda, Chromadorea, Rhabditida, Strongylidae.